GAGGACAAAAAGGAACCUCUCUCUUUUAAUUACUUCCCUUUUCUGGUUGACUCCACCUCCAUUAUGAAAUCCUUCUUUUGCGUGUGUGUGUGUGGAAGUGAAAUGAUUUUUAGAAUUUGUAGUGGUCCUCUUCUUCAAGGGACCAUUCCAAGGGAAUAAUACAAGAAGAUUUAAGCAUCAUAAAACUUUGGAAUGGACAAACUCAGAAUGGUGCUACAUGACAACUCUGGAUCUGCUGGCUUUAAAAGGUGUUCUGUUCAUUUCGGUCCCUUCACUUUUGCUGUGGUCUCAGUUCUCUAUGCCUGUUUGGUCACCAACGCUCUUGGGGGAACAGACAAGGAGCUGAGGCUGGCGGCUGGUACAACCAAGUGUUCUGGGAGAGUGGAGGUUAAAGUCCAGGAAGAGUGGGGAACUGUGUGCAACAACGGCUGGGACUUGGCUGCUGUCUCCGUGGUUUGUAAGCAGCUGGGAUGUCCGACUGUCAUCAAAGCCACAGGAUGGACCAAUUCCAGUGCAGGCACUGGGCGCAUUUGGAUGGAUCAUGUGUCUUGUCGAGGCAAUGAAUCAGCUCUCUGGGACUGCAAACAUGAGGGGUGGGGAAAGCAUAACUGUACUCACCAACAGGAUGUAGGAGUCACCUGCUCAGAUGGAUCUGAUUUGGAGAUGAGGCUGAUGAAUGGAGGAAACCGGUGCUCAGGAAGAAUAGAGAUAAAAUUCCAGGGCCAGUGGGGAACAGUGUGUGAUGAUAACUUCAAUUUGGAUCACGCUUCUGUGGUUUGUAAACAGCUUGGAUGUGGAAGUGCUAUCAGUUUCUCUGGCUCAGCUCAUUUUGGAGAAGGAUCUGGGCCAAUCUGGUUUGAUGAUCUGGUAUGCCAUGGAAAUGAGUCAGCUCUCUGGAACUGCAGACACGAAGGAUGGGGAAAGCACAACUGUGAUCAUGCUGAAGAUGCUGGAGUGAUUUGCUUAGAGGGAGCUGACCUGAGCCUGAGACUGGUAGAUGGAGUCACCAAGUGUUCAGGAAGAUUAGAAGUGAGAUUCAAAGGAGAAUGGGGGACAGUGUGUGAUGAUGGCUGGGACAGCGAUGAUGCUGCUGUAGCGUGUCAGCAAUUGGGAUGUCCGACUGCCGUCACUGCCAUCGGUAGAGUCAAUGCCAGUGAGGGAACUGGAAACAUUUGGCUUGACAGUGUUUCCUGCCAAGGACAUGAAUCUGCUAUCUGGCAGUGCAGACAUCACGAAUGGGGAAAGCAUUACUGCAAUCAUAAUGAAGAUGCUGGUGUGACCUGUUCUGAUGGAUCAGAUCUCGAACUGAGACUCAAAGGUGGAGGUAGCCGCUGUGCUGGGACAGUGGAGGUGGAAAUUCAGAAACUGACAGGGAAAGUGUGUGACAGAGGCUGGGGACUGAAAGAAGCUGAUGUGGUUUGCAAGCAGCUGGGAUGUGGAUCUGCACUCAAAACAUCCUAUCAAGUUUAUUCCAAAAUUCAGGCAACAAACACAUGGCUGUUUUUAAGCAACUGCAAUGGAAAUGAAACUUCUAUCUGGGACUGCAAGAACUGGCAAUGGGGUGGGCUUAGCUGUGAACACUAUGAUGAAGCCAAAGUUACUUGCUCAGCCCACAGGGAACCCAGACUAGUCGGAGGGGACAUUCCCUGCUCCGGUCGUGUUGAAGUGAAACAUGGCGACACUUGGGGCACCAUCUGUGAUUCUGACUUCUCUCUGGAAUCGGCCAACGUGCUGUGCAGGGAAUUAAAGUGCGGCACCGUUGUUUCCAUCUUGGGAGGAGCUCACUUUGGAGAAGGAAACGGACAGAUCUGGGCUGAAGAAUUCCAGUGUGAGGGCGACGAGUCCCAUCUUUCACUCUGCCCCAUUGCACCCCGCCCAGAUGGGACGUGUAGCCACAGCAGGGACAUUGGAGUAGUCUGCUCAAGAUACACAGAAGUUCGCUUGGUGGGUGGUAAUACCCUGUGUGAAGGAAGAGUGGAGGUCAAGAUUCUUGGGACCUGGGGAUCUCUCUGCAACUCUCACUGGGACAUGGAAGAUGCUCACGUUUUGUGCCAGCAGCUUAAAUGUGGAGUUGCUACUUCUAUCCCAGGAAGAGCACCUUUUGGGAAAGGAAGUGGACAGCCCUGGAGACACAUGUUCCACUGUACUGGGACAGAACAGCACAUAGGUGAUUGUCCUGUAACUGCUCUGGGUGCAUCACUGUGUCCUGAAGGGCAAGUGGCCUCUGUAAUCUGCUCAGGAAACCGGAGUCAGACACUAUAUCCAUGCAAUUCAACAUCUUUGGAUCCGAAAAGCUCUGUUGUUUUGGAAGAAAAUGGUGUUCCUUGCAUAGGGAGUGGACAGCUCCGCCUGGUAAAUGGAGGUGGGCGUUGUGCCGGGAGAAUAGAGGUCUAUCAUGAGGGCUUCUGGGGCACCAUCUGUGAUGACAGCUGGGACUUGGAUGAUGCCCAUGUGGUAUGCAGGCAGCUGGGCUGCGGUGUGGCCAUUAAUGCCACGGGUUCUGCUCAUUUUGGGGAAGGAUCAGGGCCCAUCUGGCUGGAUGAGGUGAACUGUAAUGGAAAGGAAUCUCGCAUUUCUCAGUGCCGUUCUCAUGGUUGGGGACGGCAGAACUGCAGGCAUAAAGAGGAUGCAGGAGUUAUCUGCUCAGAGUUCAUGUCUCUCAGACUCAUCAGCGACACCAGCAGCGAGACCUGUGCAGGGCGCCUGGAAGUUUUUUACAACGGAGCUUGGGGCAGCGUGGGCAAGAGUGACAUGUCUGCAACCACAGUGGGGGUGGUAUGCAGGCAGCUGGGCUGUGCGGACAAAGGGAGUAUCAGACCAGCGCCUUCAGACAAGGUGGAGAAAAGGCACAUGUGGGUGGACAACGUCCGGUGUCCUAAGGGACCCGAAACCUUAUGGCAGUGCCCAUCAUCUCCGUGGAAGAGAAGGCUGGCCAGCCCCUCAGAGGAGACCUGGAUCACAUGUGCUGAUAAAAUAAGACUUGAGGAAGGAACCACUAAUUGUUCUGGACGUGUGGAGGUCUGGCACGGAGGCUCCUGGGGCACAGUGUGUGACGACUCCUGGGACCUUAACGAUGCCCAGGUGGUGUGUCGCCAGCUGGGAUGUGGCUUAGCUCUGGAGGCAGGAAAAGAGGCAGCGUACGGCCAGGGAACCGGGCCCAUAUGGCUCAAUGAAGUGAAAUGCAAGGGCAAUGAGUCCUCCCUGUGGGAUUGUCCUGCCAAAAACUGGGGACACAGUGACUGUGGGCACAAGGAGGAUGCCUCUGUGAAGUGCUCAGAAAUUGCAGAGAGCAAAGGAUCACUAAAGGCCGCAGGUCACUCCUCCACUGUUGCACUUGGAGUCCUUGGGGUCAUUCUGUUGGCCUUUCUCAUCGCAGCCCUCCUGUGGAUUCAGAGGCGAAGACAGAGACAGCGUCUUGCAGUUUCCUCAAGAGGAGAGAACUCUGUCCACGAAAUUCAAUACCGGGAGAUGAAUUCUUGCCUGAAAGCAGAUGAUCUGAAUCUAUAUAAUUCCUCAGAUCACUUUGACGUACAAUGAAAGAAGAAAAAGGGAAUUGUAACCUGGUGAGUUCAGCCAGCUUGACGAAGACCUGGACUGUUAAGUGAGCAAGGAUCAACACUGAAGAUCACAAUACAGUCCUUUGUCUCCUGAUAUUCAAAAGACUGCUGCUGAAUUUUAAAAAAUUAAUUUGGUGAAUGUGAUGACUAAAAAGUUGUAGAUAAGAUUUUCAGGGGUAUUAAGUAAAAAAGAAUAUUGCUGAUUUGAAUUUGUCUUAACUCCUUAUUUUUGAUUCUAAAAAUUUCUGAAUGAGCUUUCUGACUUUUAGAGUUUCAUAAAUACAAUAUGUUGUUUUUUCA
Molecule: messenger RNA, 3857 nt
Organism: Odocoileus virginianus texanus
Lineage: Eukaryota; Metazoa; Chordata; Mammalia; Artiodactyla; Cervidae
Product: scavenger receptor cysteine-rich type 1 protein M130
Biological process (GO): zymogen activation
Cellular component (GO): plasma membrane
Molecular function (GO): serine-type endopeptidase activity
Source: RefSeq, a predicted model, not a curated record